AUGGUUCACUCUGAUGAUACUGAAGAUCACUGGAGCGAUGCCCCAGAGACCCUGGACGACGACCGACCCGACCUUGACGAUGCUGUUCAUCAGGAAGCUGAUAUGAUUCAGCAACACGACGGAGAUACAACAAUACGGGCAGUAGCAGUAUCUGUCGAUGCUGUGGACAAGAUUGACCAGAGCGCAGUAUCGCAUUCUUCUCGAGGAGCUUCCAUGUCCACGCCACCCCCGACCGAACCAGUGUCCGACGCUGCAAGUAUCCACAGUCUCCCCGCCGUAUACGUUACCGAACCAGACACCUCGCCCCGGCGGCCUUCACCCAUACUCACCAAUCGCGCACCUCCCAACAGUCCAGUGCCUCCCCCUUCGCCCUCGCACAGUAACAUCUCGUCCACAGCUUCUGCUCAGCAAAGAAGGCACCGACAUCGCUCGGCUGUUGAGGCUCGGUCUUCGAACAGGCUUUCAGGUUUCUUCACUAAUCUCAUACAUCGCCGUGAGCACGCGCAAGCCUCACCAGCCCCGGGAAGUGUGAGAGAAGCGUCAACGUCUUCUCCGGCGCCUCGAAACACAUCACAUUCCAGCACACCAUCUCGAUCGUCCUCACCGGCCCCGGCAAGACCGACUACGCCACCACCGCAUCUUGCACCUCCAACAUUGCAAGAACUUGGCUUGUCUUUGUCCGUCGUAACGCAAGACCUGUCGCCUUCGCACUUUAGUACAUCCCCAUGGAGUGGUGCUUUCUUAGGACCUCAUUAUUUACUCCUCUGCCAUGCACAAGGUUUGGACAUUUUGCCUCUGCAGUCUCCUCCUGCGCCACAGCCGUAUGCUCUCGUUCGGCGUGUCAGCUUUAAGAGUGUAGUGGUUAUGGAACAGCGUGGGGUGCUUGUAGCCAUAGCUGGCAGGAGAGACGGUGUCAGAGUUUAUGCUCUGGAGGAAGUGAAAAAGGCUGUUGAGUGGCGCAUGGAGGUUGAAAUUCGUCGAGAGCGUGAGCGACAACGGCGCGAACAGUCCAGGAAAUCCACUUUGGGCACCUUCGAAGUGAUUAUUCCCGGUCCUACUCGGGACUCGGGAGAUAAACUGAGGAAGGCUAGUUUAUCCACACCUCCCUUAGGAGACUCCGUUAUCAGAGGCAAGCUGGCCCGGAAGAGCUCUAUUAGUUCGACUGCCACUGCUCCCCCUAUGCCUCCCGCCCCUCCUUCAACACCACCGCUCAUUCCCCGUCGACCUACUACACGAUCUAAGAAACGACCCCGUACGAAUCCCUCAACCCCCGUGACAAACAGCGACAUCCCCGAACCUCUCGAUCAUCCACCUCCAUACGUCCAUUCACCUGAACCUUCUGUCCAUGACACACCGCCUCGGCUCAGGCCGUCGACGUCUGUGAUCUCUCUCCAAGCUCGUUCACGGAGCAGUUCUAUAUCUAACGUUCUCGCCGUUGCACCGUUUUCCCGCCGGAAUACGACUGCAAGUCAGCGCUCCCGUGACCCCGACGCAAAACCUGACAGAGAAGAAUCCAGUGACGAUGAAGCCAUCAACAUCGUAGCUGCAGGGAGUAGCGGAAGUCAGGCUCUCGACGAGCGUACUAGCGCUAUGAAUGCUAGUAAUUCGUCAGCGUCCGCGAGCGCCCCGUUGCCAUCUGGUGAUUCAUCGAUCGCACCUUCGAGCCCACGUCGAGGCCGACCCGCCAACCUUGAUCUCAGCCUCGCUCGUAGCGGAAAUAUCCUUCCACCAGAACCCUCUCCUGCACCAACGUUAUUGACUUUGAGACAAGCGCUGUCACACUCUCCAUCGACCAGAACCACACGGUUACCUCAAGAACCUGAGCCUGCCACCGCAGUCCCGGAGGAAGAGGAUGACGAGGACGAUGUAGAUGGUGAGAUAAGCCUCGCUCAAGCACUGUUUGAAAGUCGAAUACCGGAGUUGCCCCCACUUGGUUCAACGCGGCCGCAACAACCAAUUAUCAUUUCAUCUUCUCCAAACGUCCCCGCCGAAGAGGAGCCUUCAAGCCCUCGUACAUCAGACGCACACUCGUCCGUGACGUCACGCCCGGAUCCGGAGCCAACAGCGAACAGAAGACGGCGUUGGUCUCUUAUGCUUAGUUCGAACCGUAGCACUCCCUCUUCACACUCUGCAACUGCUCUCACAUCCCCUAGUUUAGCACCCUCUCCACCUCUGGUCCCCCGUGCUACCCGACACUCCCCUUCGUCUUCUUCCCUUGAUGCCCGUCUCCACCAAUCUUCUACCAGCACCCCGUCUGUGACACCUUUGCCGGAAACCCCUCCACUUCCUACCUCUAGCGCAAGUUCACCGCAAAUAUCUCAACGUUCGAGGUUUAUACCCCGGGUAAUCAGUAAUGCUCUAGCUGGUAGACGGUCAGGCGAUCAACCUUCUACUGAAUCGAAGCAUUCAGAAGCGGAGGUCUUGAGAAAGGCUUCCAACACGCCCAUGUCACCGCAGGUACCUCCGCCCAAGUUAGAAUACGUCAAGCUGCCGGGGACGAAGGGGGCUUUGAUGAUUAAGGCUGUGGAGACUGCAAAGAAGAGCUUUCUGGCGAUUCUCUGUGGAGACAACGGGGAGAAAGUCGAGCUGUUUGCAGGUACCUACCGAACAGCGCUUGGUUUAUCACGCACUUUCAUUUUACCCGACUCUCCUCGGUCACUCGAGCUACAGUUGCAAGGUGAUGAUCUCGUGGAAGUCUUCCUUGUCUUUUCGCAGAAUGUCUUCGGCCUGGAGCCGGCAACCGUUCGAGUCAGAGAAGUACGAAUUGGGAGAGCUGAACGCAGAGCAGCUAGGAGGAGAGCCAGGGAGCUUAGGAACGGCGACGCAGGAUCGAAUGAGCCUGAUGCGCCUGGGGACGAGGACACUAACGUUAACGUCAAUAUUGGAGUGUCCGUCUCGGUCCCCAGCAACAAUGCAGAUGAUUCUUCAUUGGCGACACCCAGUAGACAUCCAGACGACGUGCCCUCGACACCUAAUGAGGCAAGCAACGAAGCGACGAGCGCGUCAGCUACUUCUUCAGCCCAGGCUCACGCCGAAGAAGUCGUUGCGCUCGCUACUGCGCAUAUGGGACCAUAUACGAGCUUCCAACAAUUGUCGUUUACCCCCAAGUUUCCUCUUGCCUCGAUUGCGGACGACUACAUCAUUCCUCCCACAUAUCCUGAUUUCUUGAACUAUCGCCAAGAAUAUGAACCAGGAUCGGAUGAAAUUAGCAACAACACGGAUUUGUCCCAGGUCCAGUUCUCGCCUCCCGGACUUCCCGUGCCCGCCCCUGCUGUCCCUUCGAAGUGGUAUUAUCGGGAUCCGAAGGAUGUUGUACAUGGACCUUGGAAAGCUUCGUUAAUGCAAGCUUGGUACAAGGACGGUUUGCUACCUCCAGAUCUACCAGUCAGGCGGGAGGACACAGACUUUAUGCUUCUGAAGGACUUAAGGCUUCAAUGUGUUGACCCGACGCAGCCUUUUCAUGCCUCCCGUUCCGCAACGGCAUCAUCUGCAAGAAAUUUAGAGGCGGAGAAACCUCUUCUACCCCCGAUAUCCUUGUUAGCCCAGCCUCGGCACUUCGGUCCUCCAGCCUUAUUUUAUUCCUCCCGUGGAGGCCAUAGUACUGCGAUCGUGGACAAUCGCGGACGAUCCGUACUGAAGGGACGCUUCGUUUGGAGUGUUGAUGAAGAAAAUUCUUCAGUUAAUUUCUCUGGACGCAUGGGUGAUAUUAAGCGUCUGGAGGCCUUUGACGUUCAAGACCGUUCCGUCUUGAUUGCUAUGCGACAGGGUGGUUUGGAGGCUGUUGACCUAAGCGAUGCCCUUCUAAAACCAGGGGACGAGUCACGAACAACGAUACCCAACUUCGACCCACCUCCCUCUAACGUCAAUCGACGUGGACCCUUUGUAUGGAAAAUUGGUACUCCUGUCGCUUCUUCGUCGGACUGCUCGUCGAGUAUUCUGUCCUCGAAGAUCAAGCCGAGCCAUACUAUAAUUCCCGGAAAGCGACAGACUCUGCAAUCACGAUCCCCUGCAGGCAGGAGCGAAUUUUCUAUACAUGAUGCAGACAACGAACCGCACGAGGAAAUGCUUUUUCUGGGCCGGAAAGAGGACGAGAUCUACAUCUGCGAACGCAAUUCAGGCACUUUCCGGAUUUUACGACUUUGUCCAGCACAUCACGACGCUCCAUUUGUUCCGUUUUAG
Messenger RNA from Pleurotus ostreatus (oyster mushroom), 4179 nucleotides. RefSeq lists its product as uncharacterized. The coding region runs from base 1 to 4179 and encodes 1392 amino acids. Lineage: Eukaryota; Fungi; Basidiomycota; Agaricomycetes; Agaricales; Pleurotaceae. Gene Ontology annotation, molecular function: protein binding. The transcript is spliced from 4 exons. The record is from RefSeq and is a predicted model, not a curated record.